AUAAUUUUUUGAAACUUCAAACUUCAAUUUCACGUGGUUUUCGUAAAAGUGCCCUAUUUUCGGCAUGCUUAAUUUUGUAUAUUUGUGAAUUCUAUUCUUAAGUGAUAUGCAUCGUCUCAUUUCAGCCAAGAAUUUCUACCCGAGUAGUUUUCAUGGGAUUGGUUUACCCCAUUGUACUUUAAAAAUUAUUCGAGCUUCAGAUUUAAAAUGUUCAUUCUGUCAAAAGGUUUUUCUUCAAGCACAUAAUCGAGACUUCAACAUUCUUACCAGGCAUCAGUCAACCAAACCUGCCAGCGUCAGAUCGCAUAAAAAGAAGUUAAAACAUAGCAAUUACAAAAAAUAUGGAGAGCUACUUGAAGUUGGAGAGACUGCGAUGACAGAGAUGAAAGUGUCAAUCAGUAAAUUGCAUGCUGCACACCUAUCCAAACUAGCCUCUAGUUCUGUUUCACUUGGUCAACUUCAUCAGCUCACUAAAAAAACUCCUAAAAAAGAUGACAUAAAAGUUGAUCAAGAACUACUGCAAAGUGUUAAGGAGAAGAUUUUAAAGAAGAACACAACCAUGCCAGUGAUUAAUAGAGAUAUAAAAUUAGAAGAUGACGAAUGUGCUUUGGUUUUUACACAUCAUAAAAUAUCUUCAAUUGAAGAAAGAUUUAAAACCAGCCAGUAUAUUAAUAUGGUAAAGGAGAGUUAUUACAAUUUUCGAAAGGCUACUAUCUAUGACCAGCGCUUACAAGAUUUACGGUAUGCUAUCAAUGAGGGACUGACACAGGAAUUUGACCUUGGAAUGUCACCAAUUAGGAAACCAGAUAAUAUAGAUGUUGAGCCUCAAGCUUUACCAAAGAGUCCCCAUGCUGUUUUCAAAGAGCUAUUUGUAGAUAAUCCACUGGAGAAUUAUGAUAGAGAAUUCAUGCAUCAAAUGUCCAAUUAUCAAUUACAAGGUAUAGCACACCCUGCAUUAGAUGUUUGUGAUGAAUCUGUAUUUCAUCAUGAAAUAGAACCCAGAGAUGAUUACGAGGAUGGGUCCAGUGAAUCUCUCAAUGUUACAAAGUUGAACAUAAAGAAAGCCCAGCAGGCGAUAAAGCAAAAGAAGAAGAAAAUGAAAGAGAAACGUAGAAUGGCACAAGAGAUCAACAUGAAGCAGGACAUGCGUGAGCUGGAGAAGCAAGGCAAGCAGCAAACGUUGCACAAACUGCUCACAGCACAUUUGCAGCUGUUGUGCUCACUUAAUAUGAUACAAGAGGGUCAGCAAGUUUUACAGUAUUACAGAAAGAGGCAAACACAUUCACCUGAUAAUCCAAAAGUUAUGGAUGUCAAAGUUUACAACACAUUGCUGCAUGGAUAUGCAUCACAGGGAAAUAUAGAUAAUACCAAAGCACUCUUGUCGUUUAUGCAAGAAGAUGGAGUAAUAUCCAAUGCUCAAACAUUUGCAGCGAUAUAUGAAUGUAUUGAAAGGAGUAAUAUUAAACAGAAGUCAUCAGUAUUAGAAUUCUAUAAUCAAAAGAUGCAAGAAACGGGUAUUACAUUAAAUGAUUUAUUAGAUAAAACUAAAUUUGUCUAUGACCAGCGUGAAGUUGUGUUAACCGCAAUUCGUAGGUUGCAACCUGAUUUUGAACCUUCAUACACUCCACCAGUACUCGAUUAUGACUGCCCUUUACUGGAAAAGUUAAAACUAUCUGAUACAACAAAUAGAAAAGGUUUGCUCACUUCACCAGCUGAAGGGUUACUCGGUUUAGAAGAUAUGAAGAAGAAAGGUCAAAUGCAGUUAGAUAUGGAGAUUACUGGAGAGAUUGAAGUUCAAAAUAUUGCUGUACAAGAUGUUGAAACGGACAGUGUGAAGUUAUAUAGGACAAAAUUGCGUGAAACGGAAGAGGAAUGGCGUACAAUUAUAAAAGAGGCAUUUUUACGCAACUUAAGCACUCUGAAGUCACAAAGUAAUGCUUCACAUUCCGCCAUCACAUUGUACCCAUAUCUGAAAGUUUUAGAGGUUGAUCAAUUUGUUGAAUUAAUGAUGGGUGAAAUUUACAAGUUAGUUGAUGGCAGUGAAAGUUACAGCCCUACUCUCAAAUUGUUGCAGAGGUCUCUCGGAACUCAAGUAUAUCAUAAAUAUCAAAUAGAACAGUACCGACGUAACGGCGUGCUGCAGAAGAUCGAGCAGAUAUACGAGAAGUACUGUGAGUGGUAUUUACAUCGUCACUCGGUAGAUGGCUCUGAGCAGCCGUACAAUGGCCGACAAGUGUGGCAGAUGUUGGAACAUCAGAAUAGAGAUGGUGCUAGUUUGGAUUUGGAUGAGACGCCAUGGCCAAUGGAAAUGCGUCAGAAUAUCGGAAAGUUUUUAUAUAACAUCAUAAUUAAUGAUGUCAAAAUAGAUGUCAACAUAUUUAAAACCAAAGCCAAGCAGAAAAAGUUACCGGCAGUAUACAAGGUUCACCGUCCAUGGGGUUGGCUGGUUCGUCUGGAACUGAAGCCGCAUCCGGUGGUGGCGCGGCUGUGGGCGGCGGCGGCGCGCCCAUCACUGCGCAUGCGCGCCGCCCUCGCGCCCACACUCGCUCCACCCGCGCCCUGGCGCCAUCACUCCGCCGGCGCCUACCUCGUCACUGAUACACCGCUCAUACGGUUGCCAUUUUACGUGUCAAAUCAAAUGAAUCGGAUAGAAGAGUCUCCCCAGAACGCGCUGUACCCAGUGCUGGACAGCCUCAACCAGCUAGGAGAGGUUCCAUGGGUCAUCAAUCAACCUAUCCUAGAUCUGCAGAUAAAAGUUUUCAGGUCAGGUGGUAAUAAGAAGCUGGAUAUUCCAUCCCCGGCGUCUUCACUGGACGCGUCCCAGUUCGCAGGGGGCGGAGCUAGCAGCGGAGGCGGGGCUGGGGGCGGGGUGAGCGCGGCUACUAACUACAAACGCCGGCUCGCGAUCAACCGAGCGCGCGCUGACAUGCAUUCGCUGUGGUGUGACGCUCUGUAUAAACUAUCGCUCUCUAAUCAUUAUAGGGACUGUAUGUUCUGGUUGCCACACAACAUGGACUUCCGUGGUCGUGUGUACGCGGUGGGGCCGCACGUGUCCGCACUGGGGGCGGACGCAGCGCGUGCACUGCUCCGCCUCGCACAGCGCCGCCCGCUCGGCCCGCGCGGCCUGCGCUGGCUGAUGCUGCACGCUGUCAACCUCACCGGCACUAUGAAGAAUAACACGUUAGACGAAAGGUAUGAAUACGCACAGAGUAUAAUGGACAAGAUCCUAGACUCAGCGGACAAACCGCUGGACGGCGAGGGCUGGUGGCAGCGCUCCGAAGAGCCCUGGCAGACCCUCGCCUGCUGCAUGGAGAUCGCCAACGCCGUCAGAUCUCCCAACCCGGAAGAGUACGAGUGCGGAUUCCCGGUGCACCAGGACGGGUCGUGCAACGGGCUGCAGCACUACGCGGCGCUGGGCGGGGACGCGGCGGGCGCGGCCGCAGUCAACCUCGCCCCGCUGCCACGCCCACAGGACGUCUACACAACUGUCGCUAAAAUGGUGGAAGAGAUGCGUGCUCGCGACGCGGCGGCCGGCGUACCCGCUGCGCUCGUGCUGGAGAACUUCGUACGAAGGAAAGUUAUCAAACAGACUGUGAUGACCACUGUGUAUGGAGUCACCAAACAUGGCGCCAGAUUGCAGAUAGCCAAGCAAUUGAAAGAUAUCGAGGACUUCCCCAAGGAUCAAGUGUGGUCAUGCUCUCAGUACCUGACUACGAAGACGUUUGACAGCCUGCGGGAGAUGUUCACCUCCACCAAGCUCAUACAGGACUGGUUCACUGACUGCGCCAAAUUGAUAUCUGGGGUGUGUGGUGAGAGUGUGGAGUGGGUGACACCGCUAGGUCUGCCUGUCGUGCAGCCGUACUACCGGCGUGCUAACUCAGCGCACGCAGCCGCACCACUCGACCAUCACCAACGUCCGUGUACUAUGAAGCAGCGCAACGCUUUCCCGCCUAACUUCAUCCACUCGUUGGACUCUACGCAUAUGAUGACGACCGGCCUGCAUUGCGCCGCCGCCGGACUCGCCUUCGUCUCCGUGCACGACUGCUACUGGACUCAUCCCGACACCGUCGACACCAUGAACAAGAUCUGCCGCGAGCAAUUCGUGGCGCUGCACUCGCAGCCGAUCCUGCAGGACCUCUCCAAGUUCCUCGUGCAACGGUAUAGCUACUCGCAAAGUGAAAUAGAUACACGUGAAGGUUUAGGUACGGAGAAUAAGAAGCGAGUGAACAGCGUGCUGGGUCGUGUGCCGCCGCGCGGGGACUUCGACAUCAAUAAUGUACUCAAAUCUGUAUACUUCUUCAGUUGAACAAUACACUCGAAUAAUGUCUACUUAAGAUUGUAUAUAUUUUUAUAUUUGACAUCAAAGGUAUUGUUUUAUUAACUAUGAUAAACAUUUCAUUGAUUAAUUA
Messenger RNA from Papilio xuthus (Asian swallowtail), 4409 nucleotides. It is a transcript of the gene mtRNApol, whose product is annotated as mitochondrial RNA polymerase. Bases 107 to 4306 code for a protein of 1399 amino acids. Gene Ontology annotation, molecular function: mitochondrial promoter sequence-specific DNA binding; protein binding; DNA-directed RNA polymerase activity. The record is from RefSeq and is a predicted model, not a curated record. Gene Ontology annotation, biological process: mitochondrial transcription. The transcript is spliced from 24 exons. Gene Ontology annotation, cellular component: mitochondrial DNA-directed RNA polymerase complex. NCBI's taxonomy places the organism in Eukaryota, Metazoa, Arthropoda, Insecta, Lepidoptera, Papilionidae.